UUUUGGAAACGCCUCCGGUUAUGUUAGACGCUGCUCUUUAGAAGACACUCCCCAUGUUGGCUUACACCCUCCGGCUUAAGAAAGAGCGUGUCGGCGAGCCGAGCAGCUCUAACAGGCUGCGGACAACCCUGAAAAAAACAGGUAGACCCGCUGUGCACGGCCAAUAUUCAGAGGAGGGUCUAAGAAGCAACAUACGCUCUGCUGUCCAGUCAGCAUGGGGGCUGUCAUUUCACGAUGGAGGACUAAGCCAUCCACUGUAGAGGUUUUGGAAGGAAUUGACAAGAAUAUACAGACGCUUGAGGACUACAGUAAGAAAUACCAAAGGCAGUUGAAGAUAUGGGUUGGACGACUGCUUCUUUACUCAUCUCUUCUCUACCUGAUGACAUGUGCGAUUGUGUAUUUCUGGUAUCUGCCUGAGCAGCUGAUGGAACGACUAGUUUUAUUUCUCCCCUUUCUUAUAUUUCCAUUGUUAGUGUGGCUACUUCGCAAAAUGCUUAUUGCUCUGUUUUCACAAAGAACAAAAAAAACCAGUGAAAAGCUGGAGGAACUUAAAUCCCAAAAAAGGAAAAUACUUGAAGAAGUUAUGGAAACUGAGACUUACAAAAAUGCUAAAAUGAUUCUGGAGAGAUUUGAUCCAGAUUCCAAGAGAAAAAUUGAGCUGGAAUCCACUCCAAUUGGACCUCAAAUGGCUCCAAAACCAGGACAAGAGCUCCGCCAGCGCAGUGUCCCAAGCACCCCAGUGGCGGGGUACCCUGCAAGCAGCGCUGGUGCUCGUCCUCCUCUUGCCGCAGGGCCUAGUAUCUCUGGGCGAUCUUCCCACUCUGCUCCUGGUGGACCCCCAGAGAGGGGCCUGUCAGCUAUAGCUGCUCAGCAGAGCUUGAUGAGGAAGUCUGUGACCCCUGGAACACCUGUUCCAGGAAUUGGGUUGCACCCUCCAGGGCCACCUUUGGUCAGACCUGUGCUCCCAAGAGAAAGAGGUGCUGUGGACAGAGUCAUUGAAUAUCUUGUUGGUGAUGGUCCUCAGAAUAGAUACGCCCUCAUAUGUCAGCAGUGUGAGUCCCAUAACGGCAUGGCAUUAAAAGAGGAAUUUGAAUAUGUUGCCUUCAGGUGCGCAUAUUGUUUUUUCUUAAACCCUGCAAGAAAGACUAGACCUCAGGCACCCCGACUCCCGGAGAUCACAGCUGAACGGAAUAUGGUGUCUGAAGCACACUUGACAUCAUCUAAUACUGGCAUAGCAGACAACCAACCUAUUUUAGGACAAGCGGAUGUUGAGGAUGUUUCUGCUGAAAAGGAUGUGAAAGAACCAGGACCUCCGUCCACAGAACACAGCUCUGCAUCAGAUGAGGAAAGCACGCCCGUGUCCCAAAACUUGCCCUCCGAGACAUCUGAGGGAGAGCACGACUCGGAAGUACACGAGUAAAUUCAAAGUGAGUCAGGCUUGAACUUUUUGUUCCCUGAGAAGAACUAGGACAACGGUAAAUGUGUAAAGGCACCUUGACACUUGCACAAACUUGGUCCCCGCACUGCAGCGCAAUUCGUCAUGCCAAUGUGACCUGCUUUGUCUCGUUUGACACCACGCCUAUGUAAAAUAAUCAUUUUGUAGCUGAUGACGGAGAAAUUAUCUACAGCUGCAGGUUGGCUCGUGCGCAUCGUGCGGUGGAAUGCGUUUCGAAUCUUGACUCAAAGGUAAUUAUUUAUAAUAUUUAUACUGUAAUGGAUUGGUAAAACAGUUGUAUUUUCAUUCCUUCUUAUGAGUUAGAUAAUGUAUCUGUAAAGUUAUGUUUACUAUAGAUGUAACAUCUUGUCAUAAUUGUUCAGAUGCCCUGCACGCAGUUAAAUGCAUUGACACGCAGUGUUUUUGAAUGGGUUGCACAACUUUCGUGAAAUGAAUGCGUGUUUUUUUUUUUUUUUUUUAAUUUUCUUUGCGCACUGUCACACAGCCGCACACAGGUCACGCACAGUUAGCAACAGUUUAUGGUAAGUUUACUCUCUGGCACGCAAGAUUGCGUGCCAGUGCAGGAAUCAAAUCUGUGAACGUGUCAAGGUAUCUUUAAUAAGUGCCGUAAGUUGAAAUGGCACAUUAACAAAAUCUGAUUUUCAUCUUACAGUCCUUUCUUGUGAAUUUUUUGAAAUUAGUUUUUAUUGUUUACGCUACAGAUACUAAAUUGCCUGCCUAGCACUAGCAUGUGGUAGCUACCGCCAAACGAUCCCAUUUAGUUCAAGUACAUUUACAGGUCAAGACUGUUUUUCAGAAUAUGGGGGAAAAAAAUCUAAUGAAUUCGUAACAUAUUUGUGUGUUUGUUUUUUGUGAUAUUGGAAUAUUUCUGCCCUUAAAACAUUCAGUCUCUGUUAUUCUGCAAAGACACAAAUAUUUUGGGAAAAAAUAUUAUUUCUAGAUAUUUUUUUUUCUAUGCCGCCGUGCCUUACAGAUAGUGGUGAGCUCUUUAACGCUGUAGUACGAGCAUGUUUACACAACCAUGGUACCAUAAUAUGAAUACAUACAGUAUAUAUUUAUUAAAACAGAUGAAAUUAGUUUUGUUAGUACUUUGAGUGCCUUUUAUAUUUUAACUCCCAGCCUAAGACUGUUGUAAACUUGACAAAGUGUACAGACAGUUAUUUAACCACUUCCAGUGUUAAAUGACAGUAUUUGUUUGCAGACUGAAUUCUUGUUUUGUCUAAAUAAUAUUAAAUAAACAUCUUGAGAAAAUGGGA
Thalassophryne amazonica is the source of this 2712-nucleotide messenger RNA. RefSeq names its product limb and neural patterns a (gene lnpka). The transcript is spliced from 13 exons. The record is from RefSeq and is a predicted model, not a curated record. Gene Ontology annotation, biological process: endoplasmic reticulum tubular network organization. The coding region runs from base 215 to 1420 and encodes 401 amino acids. Lineage: Eukaryota; Metazoa; Chordata; Actinopteri; Batrachoidiformes; Batrachoididae. Gene Ontology annotation, cellular component: endoplasmic reticulum tubular network.